Molecule: messenger RNA, 1324 nt
Organism: Talaromyces proteolyticus
Lineage: Eukaryota; Fungi; Ascomycota; Eurotiomycetes; Eurotiales; Trichocomaceae
Exons: 5
Coding region: 99-1130 (343 amino acids)
Source: RefSeq, a predicted model, not a curated record
ACUAUUACGGUAGAAGGAAACUCUUUUAUUCUUUUCAUUCUGCUCUACGAUCCAGCCGCCUUUUUUUCCCACGGCAUAUUUUCGUGAUAUGUAACCCAAUGGAUAAUCGAGGUCCACAGGUUCUCGCCGUUAAUAUUGUGUUUUGGAUUCUCACAUGGCUGGCGCUCUCAUUGCGAGUAUAUGUACGAGCUUUUAUGCGGAAGAUAUUCGGUAUCGAUGACUGGUUCAUGGUUGGCACGCAACUUUUCUUCUCUUCAUAUCUCGCCUGCCAGCUUGGUGGAGCGAUAUACGGGACCGGCCGCCAUCUGUCUGACCUGUCUAUUGAGCAUGCCGAAAAAGCUCUUCAUUUCUGGUGGCUUUGUGAGAUCUUCUACGUCAUCAGCGCAUGUUUGAUAAAAGUAUCGGUCGGGCUUUUCCUGCUACGUAUUACCGUCCGCGUAAUCCAUAUCUGGAUUCUCCGGUUAUCCAUGCUGGGAACCAUCGUUUUCGGGAUGGUCUAUCUCUUUUUGACUAUUUUCCAAUGCCGGCCAAUCUCUGCCUGGUGGACUAUACCCAAACAGGGUUGCUAUAAACCCAGUGUGAUUCUCGGCACCAUGUAUACUGCUUCAACCAUGAAUGCCGUCGCAGAUUGGACAUUUGGUCUCCUUCCGAUCUUCAUGGUACGGGAACUCAACAUGUCACGGAGAACAAAGGUCGCCGCUUUAUGUAUUCUAAGUUUCGCCGCCAUUGGAAGCACUGUGACUGUGGUUCGCAUCCCAGAUGUCGCCACAUUGGCCGAUGAUACUGACUUUUUGUGGAAAACUACGAACUUCGCAAUUUUGUCGACUGUGGAAGUGGGAGUUGGUAUUGUCGCCGCAUGUGUUGCGACAUUGCGACCGCUUUUGACUGCCGUUAUCGCCAGCACUCGUCGCGGUUCGGGCAGACAAGAGCCAGUGGUUCAUCACCAGUCGAGCAAUCGAAAACAUGAUCAAGCGCACCGAAGUGCUAGCCAAGACUAUUUGAGGACGAACGCCGAGCCAGUUAAGAUGACCUUCUUUAUAGAUGACGGGGAUAGCCUAGCAAACUUGAGUAGCAGCGGAGGAAGUGAUGUUGAACUCGGAGUUACUCAUCACACAGUUCUUACGACCUAACCAGAGUCCGUUAUUGAAGCAAAGAACAAAGGUGGGCCAGCUCAGAAUAAACUUCAGAGGACAAAACUUAACGCGUGGGGUCAUUACAAGCAGGUGUGACUUGCGUCGGUCCACAUUCUUUAUGAAGUCUAACGACAUUUCAAAAUUUAAAUCUACCCUUUCUUAUCCGCUAAAGACGUGCAUGAUGUUCUCGG